This is a messenger RNA of Triticum urartu, 1184 nucleotides long. The record is from RefSeq and is a predicted model, not a curated record. Lineage: Eukaryota; Viridiplantae; Streptophyta; Magnoliopsida; Poales; Poaceae.
GCCCCUCCCAGCAGUUCUUCCCCCUCUGAGCAGUUGCUCUGUUUACAGAGAGCGGCGGCAGCGGCGCUCCCUUCGGAUCCCCCCCACACCCCUCUCAGAUCUGAAGUUUUGAGGCCCGGAUUCGAUCUCCAAUCCCUCCUACUAGGAUGGUUUGGCUUCUCGACGAUGUCUACGACACGAAACACCGGGCCUACAUGAUGCGCGAGAAGGAGAUGAAGCUUGAACCUUUGAAGAUUCGGUAUCACGGGGUCUCUGGUCCUGCCAUGCCUUACGAUGAGCGGUACACACCGUACAUCAAGCAGGCAGGACUACUCCCGUGGAUUCAGUUGGUCAACCGGUCCACGCCGAAUCUGAACGCUCCACUGGUGUCCGCUCUUGCUGAUCGGUGGAGGCCUGAGACGCAUAGUUUCCAUCUUCGGACUGGGGAUAUGACCGUGACGCUCGAGGAUGUCUCGUUGAUCACCGGUCUUGCUAUCGACGGGAUGCCUCUCUGUAUGAGCACCGAUUCUGAUGGGUGGCGCGAGCAGAUGAUUGCUCUUAUCGGUAUGGAUCCUACCGAGGCUGAGGCUGAUGUAGAGGAGGGAGAAGAGAAGAAGAAGAAGGAAAGGAAAGCAGCCGGAGCUGCUUUCACGUGGAUUCAAACUCACUUUGCGACGUGCCCUCCGGAUGCCACUGAUGACGUGAUCCAGACACAUGCUCGUGUCUACAUGUGGUAUGUUGUGUCGAGGACUUUGUUUCCUGACUCCACUGGCAAGAACGCUCCAUGGAUGUGGCUGAAGGCGUUGACCGUCUUCGAUAGCAAAUGGAGCUGGGGUUCAGCGACUCUUGCCUACUUGUACCGACAGCUGGACGAUGCGUGUUGCAGGAUCACAGAUAGUGCAGGCAUUGGUGGUAAUAUGCUUCUACUUUCUGUAUGGAGCUGGGAGCGUCUGCCUGUUGGACGCCCGAAGAGCGUCAGGUUUAAUCCUUGGUAUGAAGAUGAAGAUGACGAAUUACGGUGCCCCACUUGGGCUUACAAGUGGGAUGUGGUUUCCGAGAUGACGAACGAUGUCAAUCUCAUGUACCAGAAGUACAUUGCCGAGUUGGACACGAUUACGCCUGAGCAGGUGGAAUGGCAGCCAUAUGGCGCCGAUGACAGACUUGGGUACACCCCGGAGUUUACCAUCAACCCGAUGUGCUUGUAG